Molecule: messenger RNA, 2802 nt
Organism: Mesorhabditis belari
Lineage: Eukaryota; Metazoa; Nematoda; Chromadorea; Rhabditida; Rhabditidae
Source: the annotation of a GenBank genome assembly
AUGGCGAGGCGUCUUUUAGGAACAUACUCGUAACUACGCGACUGUACGGAGGGGGCGCUACUAUUAAAGAUACAGAUGUCGCUGAAUUUGCCUGCCGGAUCACCAAUUCGGCCACCAGCUCCACUCCGGCCUCCAAAUCAACCAUUGCGGAGCCACAGAUUUGAAAAAUGGAUCGAAUACAAACAGGCACCGAACGAGGCACGGAUCUACUACAAAAAGAGGAUCGGCAAAAUGGUGAGCGACUUGGAAGACCACAGAGGACGGGUUCGAGCGAUGCAGCGGCUGUUGGGUCCAUCGCCAAAGCCUCUGCAAUACAGUGAAUUGGUGGCUAGAACAAUGAUGGCACAAUUACGACACCAAAAAGGCAUUAUCGAGCACUCAUCGACGAUCCUUCCACUCUUUGCCCUAGACUCAACUCGAAAUAUUGAGAACCUGAAAGAACUACGCGGGCGUUCAGAUCUCAUUGCACAUGUACAAAUGCACUUAAACACGUGGCGGCGAAAAAACCAACAAAUGCCUUGGUUUGAAAACGUACAAAGGAUGCGAACACAAAAGAGGCUUUCGACGCCAUCGACAAACCUAACAACGAGCGAUACAGAGAAAAUGGAGCAAACAUUAGGAACCCUUCGAAAGCUCGCUGAACAUCUUGUCGUCUUCAAAAACUCGUCAACGUUUUACAUGCAUGAAUUGUUUAGAUCUCUCCAAGGGAGAGUGAUAGGCGGCAGACGAGACAUGUUUUCAACUGUAUACACUCCCACAGCAAAAGCUUACGCGGUUCUUGAUGGACUUUAUCUUUUGCACGAUGAACUGGGAUCUGGGGGAUUUGGAAAAGUCAAACUAGCUACACACAUUCUUACGCAGCAAAAAGUCGCCAUCAAGAUCAUCGAUAAGAAAGCUAUUGGGGAUGAUCUACCGCGUAUUCGAGCCGAAUUAGAUGCUCUUAAAACGUUAUCUCAUCAAAAUAUAUGUCGGCUAUAUCAUUCAAUUGAGACAGACGAGAAGUUUUUUCUGAUUAUGGAAUAUUGCUCUGGAGGAGAAAUGUUUGAUUACAUUGUCAGAAAGGAACGAUUGGAAGAAAGCGAAGCACGACACUUUUUUCGACAACUUGUGCAAGGUAUUGCGUACAUUCAUCACCAAGGUUUUGCUCAUCGCGAUUUGAAACCGGAAAACCUUUUACUCACUGAAGAUCUUCAUUUGAAAAUUAUCGAUUUUGGGUUAUGUGCAAAACCAGGAGUGAUGUCAAAGGCUUUGGCAACUUGUUGUGGCUCACCGGCCUAUGCAGCUCCCGAGCUUAUUCAGGGUCUGCCUUACAUGGGAAACGAAGCUGACAUCUGGUCGAUGGGCGUUUUACUAUAUGCACUUCUAUGUGGUCAACUGCCGUUUGAAGAGGAGAACAUGCAGGGACUUUACCGGAAGAUUGCGAAUGGCGUUUACGAAGAACCCGAGUACCUCAGCGACGACAGCCGAAGGUUGUUGCGAGAAAUGCUGCAAGUCAACCCGAAAUUCCGAAUCGACAUCCCCGGCCUGCUGAGUCAUUCUUGGCUCAACAAGAAAUAUUCUCAACCAAUAAAAUGGAAAACAAUUUACGACUGGGCCGUAGUCGAUGAAGAAGUUGCAAGCGAAAUUGCUUCAUACUACAACAAGAAGUUGAACGAGACGAUUCAACUGAUAAAAGAAUGGAAAUUCGACUAUUUGACAGCUACAUACUAUAUCAUGCUGCAAAUGAAACGCCGGAAUAAGAAGAUCAUGUUGCCUCUUCACAAGCACAGUGGUGAGACCUCAAAUAUCAUCACUUCACCGACGAUUCAUGCUUCCCUUGAGAAGCAUUUGGAUAGGUCGGGUCUCGAGGACUCGCUGUCAGCACUUGGAACUCGAGACUUUUCGGAUGCUUCCUCAAAUGAUGAAUUGAACGAACGAGCCAAAUUUGCCAGGCCUUUUAGCCCGAAGCAAUCGUAUGCAAAUGCAAUGCUCAACAUGGAAUCUAUUAUGUCAGAUGACGAGAAGGCAUUAUAUCACACGCCAAGGCAUUCAUCAGCCAAAGCUCGGACACCAAAUGGAUAUGCGAUGAACGAUAAGGAAAAUUACUUUGGUGGCGAUUAUUGCAGUAGUAAGAACAGAAGUAGCAAUAAGACUCAACGAGCUUCUUCGAUGAAAGUGAAAGGUCCUAUUCGAGUUGGUGAAGGUGUUCGAACUGAAGAUUUUGGAGGUACAACGCGACCAAGGCAAGUAUACUCCACUCCACAACAACGACCGGCACUCGAAUCUUUGUACUCCCCAGCCAACAGCGAUACGUUAACGCCAAAGCAAAACCGUAUAAGGGCUCGCUCAUCUGAUCGGACAGGAAGUGGCUCUCCAGCGUCGAUGGGCAGUUCAAAUGCUGAUGGACGCACUCCUCGGUCGGCAACAAAAUCACGAGCAUUGCGAACUCGGGUCUUUGCUUCAUUGGAGAGAAAAGCAGGGCGGGUAGUGAAUUUGUUGACACCGCGAAAGAUGAAGAAUGAAUCGCCACAAGUGCUCAAAACUACAAAGGGACUGGUCAAUGUGUCAAUUACUUCAUCAAAUGAGCCUGAACGUGUCCGUGAUGAGUUGAUCAGCAUUUUCGAGCAACAAAAAAUGAAGUACGAGGUCAAAGGUUGGAAAGUAUCAGCUCGUCAACAAAUAGGACAUGCUCAAAUGACCGUCGAAUUAGAAGUGGUUAUGGUGGAAACUCUUGGCUACGUUGGUAUCAAGCGUAAGCGUCUGAAUGGUGAUGCUUUCCUCUACAAAAAGGUUUGCGAACAAAUCCUUCAAAUGGCCGGCAUC